AUGUUAAGAGACAUUGAGACUGCACAGCCAGUCACCUGGGUUAUCUUUGAUGCCUCACUGCAUGCCCAUGUGAAGCUCCAGCACAUAGACCCCGCCCCCAGCCCUGGGCACAUAGACCCCAGCCCUGGGCACAUAGACACAGCCCCCAGCCCUGGGCACAUAGACCCCAGCCCUGGGCACAUAGACCCAGCCCCCAGCCCUGGGCACAUAGACCCCGCCCCCAGCCCUGGGCACAUAGACCCAGCCCCCAGCCCUGGGCACAUAGACCCAGCCCCCAGCCCUGGACACAUAGACCCCAGCCCUGGGCACAUAGACCCAGCCCCCAGCCCUGGGCACAUAGACCCUGCCCCCAGCCCUGGGCACAUAGACCCUGCCCCCAGCCCUGGGCACAUAGACCCUGCCCCCAGCCCUGGGCACAUAGACCCCGCCCCCAGCCCUGGGUACAUAGACCCAGCCCCCAGCCCUGGACACAUAGACCCCAGCCCUGGGCACAUAGACCCAGCCCCCAGCCCUGGGCACAUAGACCCUGCCCCCAGCCCUGGGCACAUAGACCCUGCCCCCAGCCCUGGGCACAUAGACCCCGCCCCCAGCCCUGGGCACAUAGACCCAGCCCCCAGCCCUGGGCACAUAGACCCCAGCCCCCAGCCCUGGGCACAUAGACCCCGCCCCCAGCCCUGGGCACAUAGACCCAGCCCCCAGCCCUGGACCCCAGCCCCCAGCCCUGGACACAUAGACCCCAGCCCUGGGCACAUAGACCCCAGCCCUGGACACAUAGACCCAGCCCCCAGCCCUGGACACAUAGACCCCAGCCCUGGGCACAUAGACCCAGCCCCCAGCCCUGGGCACAUAGACCCCAGCCCUGGGCACAUAGACCCAGCCCCCAGCCCUGGGCACAUAGACCCAGCCCCCAGCCCUGGACACAUAGACCCCAGCCCUGGGCACAUAGAACCCAGCCCUGGGCACAUAGACCCAGCCCCCAGCCCUGGACACAUAGACCCCAGCCCUGGGCACAUAGACCCCAGCCCUGGACACAUAGACCCCAGCCCUGGGCACAUAGACCCCAACCCAGCCCCCAGCCCUGGGAACAUAGACCCAGCCCCCAGCCCUGGGCACAUAGACCCCAGCCCUGGGCACAUAGACCCAGACCCCAGCCCUGGGCACAUAGACCCCAGCCCUGGGCACAUAGACACAGCCCCCAGCCCUGGGCACAUAGACCCCAGCCCUGGGUACAUAGACCCUGCCCCCAGCCCUGGGCACAUAGACCCCAGCCCUGGACACAUAGAACCCAGCCCUGGGCACAUAGACCCCAGCCCUGGGCACAUAUACCCAGCCCCCAGCCCUGGGCACAUAGACCCCAGCCCUGGGCACAUAGACCCAGCCCCCAGCCCUGGGCACAUAGACCCAGCCCCCAUCCCUGGACACAUAGACCCCAGCCCUGGGCACAUAGACCCCAGCCCUGGGCACAUAGACCCAGCCCCCAGCCCUGGACACAUAGACCCCAGCCCUGGGCACAUAGACCCCAGCCCUGGGCACAUAGACCCCAGUCCUGGGCACAUAGACCAAGCCCCCAGCCCUGGGAACAUAGACCCCAGCCCUGGGCACAUAGACCCAGCCCCCAGCCCUGGACACAUAGACCCCAGCCCUGGGAACAUAGACCCAGCCCCCAGCCCUGGGAACAUAGACCCAGCCCCCAGCCCUGGACCCCAGCCCCCAGCCCUGGACACAGACCCAGCCCCCAGCCCUGGGCACAUAGACCCAGCCCCCAGCCCUGGGCACAUAGACCCAGCCCCCAGCCCUGGACACAUAGAACCCAGCCCUGGGCACAUAGACCCCAGCCCUGGGCACAUAGACCCCAGCCCUGGGCACAUAGACCCAGCCCCCAGCCCUGGGCACAUAGACCCCAGCCCUGGGCACAUAGACCCAGCCCCCAUCCCUGGACACAUAGACCCCAGCCCUGGGCACAUAGACCCCAGCCCUGGGCACAUAGACCCAGCCCCCAGCCCUGGACACAUAGACCCCAGCCCUGGGCACAUAGACCCCAGCCCUGGGCACAUAGACCCCAGCCCUGGGCACAUAGACCCCAGUCCUGGGCACAUAGACCCAGCCCCCAGCCCUGGGCACAUAGACCCAGCCCCCAGCCCUGGACACAUAGACCCCAGCCCUGGGAACAUAGACCCAGCCCCCAGCCCUGGGAACAUAGACCCAGCCCCCAGCCCUGGGCACAUAGACCCCAGCCCUGGGCACAUAGACCCAGACCCCAGCCCUGGGCACAUAGACCCCAGCCCCCAGCCCUGGACACAGACCCAGCCCCCAGCCCUGGCCCCCAGCCCUGGACACAUAGACCCCAGCCCUGGGCACAUAGACCCCAGCCCUGGACACAUAGACCCAGCCCCCAGCCCUGGACACAUAGACCCAGCCCCCAGCCCUGGACACAUAGACCCCGCCCCCAGCCCUGGGCACAUAGACCCCGCCCCCAGCCCUGGACACAUAGACCUAACCCCCAGCCCUGGGUACAUAGACCCAGCCCCCAGCCCUGGACACAUAGACCUAGCCCUUAGUUAA
Molecule: messenger RNA, 2562 nt
Organism: Oncorhynchus gorbuscha (pink salmon)
Lineage: Eukaryota; Metazoa; Chordata; Actinopteri; Salmoniformes; Salmonidae
Product: basic proline-rich protein-like
Exons: 6
Coding region: 1-2562 (853 amino acids)
Source: RefSeq, a predicted model, not a curated record